This is a messenger RNA of Xyrauchen texanus (razorback sucker), 2659 nucleotides long. RefSeq names its product pleckstrin homology domain-containing family D member 1-like. The record is from RefSeq and is a predicted model, not a curated record. The transcript has 13 exons. NCBI's taxonomy places the organism in Eukaryota, Metazoa, Chordata, Actinopteri, Cypriniformes, Catostomidae. The coding region runs from base 1 to 1515 and encodes 504 amino acids.
AUGUUUUCCUCUUCUAAACCCUCCAUUAUCUCGCCCUGGACCUCCAUGGAGCAAGGAGACUCAGACGCUCUGGACAUCAGCACCAAAGUGCAACUGUAUGGAGUCCUGUGGAAGAGACCUUUUGGGAGGCCCUCAGCCAAGUGGUCCCGCAGAUUUUUCAUCAUCAAGGAUAGCUUCCUGUUAUAUUAUGCUGAGAAUGAGAAAAAAAACUUCGAGACAAAUAAAUACUUCAACAUUCACCCUAAGGGGGUGAUCCCACUGGGUGGAUGCGUCGUUGAGCCAAAAGAGGACCAAGGCAUGCCAUUCGCAUUGGUUAUCAACCAUGAGGACUUCACUGGAAAUAUUGUCCUGGCUGCUGAAUCAGAGUCAGAGCAAAGUCAGUGGGUGGAGAUGCUACAGGAGUCUGGAAAAGUCACUUGGAAGAACGCUCAGUUGGGGGAGGCUAUGAUUGAAAGUCUGGAAGCUCAGGGUCUACAGCUGGCUAAGGAAAAGCAAGAAUACCUGGAUAAGCUCAUGGAAGAGACUGAGGAACUGUGCUUACAAAGAGAACAGAAAGAGGAGCUGGAGAGACUGAAUCAGUUGCUGGAGGAAGAAAAGAAGAAGUUUGAAGAUGUGGUUCAAGAGUUGAGCGCAGAACAGGAGCAGAUUAAACUAGAUCUGGAUGGUACCGCUCAGUGUUUGAAGGGAGUGGAGUCUGAGAAAGAAGAACUUCACAGUGUCACCACACUGCUGCAAAAAUCUCUAGAGGAGUUGACCCAGGAGAAACAGCACACUCUGGAGCUGCUAAGAGUAAAAGGACAGGAUGCGACUGAAACAGGGCGUGAACGUCAGGCUUCUUUAGACUCCCAGGAUCCAGAGGUGCAGCUUCAGGGGAACCUGCAACACAUCGAGGAGCAAAUGAGGAACCUGCUAAGAGAGAAGGAACAGGCAGAAGAGAGACUGAAGGAAAAUGAACUGCGGGCUAAAGUGCUGCAGGAGGAGCGAGAGUUUUAUUCUUCUCAAGCUAACACUCUCCAGCAGUCUCUCACGCAGCUCACAACAGAUAAACAGCACACCGAGGAAGAGCUGAAGGCUGAGAUGGAGUCUCGUGUGGAACUGGAGCGUAGGCUGAAAUUGGCUGAGGAGGCGCUGCAAGAUCUAGAACAGGGUCUAAAUGCAAUAGAACGCACCCGUGAGAGAGAUGAAAGAAUGAAGGGAGACGUCAGCCAUCUCCGCAAGUUCUUUGAGGAAUGUAUCUGUGCUGCAGAGAUUGAGGCCAAGCUACCAGCCAUCAUGAAGAAUGCAGUAUAUCUGCAUAAAGCUGCUGCUCGCCGCAUCAAAAGCUGCCGUAUUCAGCGUCGGGCCUCAAGGCAGCACUGGUUGAAGCACUCUCAGUCAUUUGCCUCCUCACACGGUGAAGUGCCCAGUUUAGACGAGCUGAAAGAAACUGCCAUUCUUCUGACUUCAGACAGUUGUUUGAGACAGCGUGUCUACAAGAUCAUCACCCGCCAGGAGACUGUUCAGUCUGACGACUAACAAUACUAUGCCUGUUUGACUGAUAGACCAAUAGGGAGGGAGUGGGAGUUGUUGUGUAAUCCUGGGUUUCUCUUAUGCAACUGUAUGUCAAUGUUUGGGGAAAGUUCAACAGUCAUAUUUCAGAAAGGGGAAUCUUAAUUGUAUAUGUAGAGCACUGUAGAAUCAUAUAACUAGACAUACAAAGAUAUUCAAAAUCUUUAAAAAAAUAUAUAGAUACUUUUAAUCACAUUUAGGUGAAAACAAUUUAUACAUUAAAAAUGAACAGGUCUGUUGUAACUAUAUACCCUUCACAGCCUAUUAAUUAAAAUGUAGAUGAAAAGUAGAAAAUUAAAUGCACAAAGUAAUUUGGCCUCUAAAAUUAUAGAUGAAGUGUUUAAUUUUUGUCCCACUAGUGUCACUUAAUGGAAUUGCAAAAAUAAUGUUUUCAAACAGGUUUCCCGAACACUCCCCCAUCUGCUAAUGGUUGGAAAACAGGUUGUUCCAUCCCAAAGUCAUGCUGUUGGCAAUGUAGCUAUGUUGGGUUCAUCAGUGGCCUAUGUCACAAAGCAGGAUUAAGCAGCUAGCUAGAAAAGUUUAAACGUAGUUUGAGCGAACUCUGAAUUUGCGGUACAAGUAAAAUUGAUAGGCUUUCUUCAGGAUUCCUCACCAUAGUAACACCCUAAUCGGCUAACCUGCUCAGGGGCAGGUUAUGUUCCCCGAUCAUAGAUCUCAUCCAGAUACUGGACCAAUCAGCUGUGAGCAAAGGGACAGUCACUCCCCCCAGUGUCUAUCACUCCAAUUUAAAGUGCACUUCAACGAGACAAUUUUAGAAAUUUACAAAAUAAGCUAUUUAUGAUCAUUAUUUAUUGCACUGGUUUAAAGACACUUUACUUUUCCCCAACCAUUUUCCCACACUGGCCAUAAAAUAUGUAUGAAUAAAUAAACAAUUGAAAUGCCAAAACAUGAUUAUAUAAUUUCAAGUAAGUUAUUAAUACAAUAUCAAUAAUGAUUGAAAUACUUUAAAAUAUAAAAACGUAAUAUCUCUACAAUAUACUGUAGAUAUAUCAGAAAAGUGUGAAUGCCACCCAAACCCCUUCUUAUAGGAUUUGCUGGCAGAGAUGCCAUGAACAUACAGUAUUUCAUUUUAAGUUCAAUAAAAGCACAC